AUGCAUAUCUUUGAAUAUUUAGGUAAAGAAUUACCAUUCGAAGCAUGGAAUAGGGACAAAGUGUAUAAUGUUAUUAAAUCAAGACUCGACGAAAUCCAUCUGUUGGAAAUUUCUCACAAUGAUGUUACGGAGACUAAUAUUCAAGUUUCUGAGUCUGGUAUAGUUUCCUUGAUUGAUUUUGGGUUAUCGGAAUAUCCAAGCAGUGAAGAGCAUAUAUCGAACGACAUCAUAUCUCUUAAACGCAUAUUUCGGCAGUAUACCCAUGAUAAUGAUUCACAAGGUGACCCAGCCACACAAAAGAGUAAAAAUCUGAUUAAUGACAAAUCCUUCACCCAUAGUAAUUACGAAAUUGAUGAUAUCACUUCUAACGAGGUAGAUUUUGACGAGAUGAGCUCCGAGUCACAUACGGCAGCCACAACACAACUUGAAAAAAGUAAAGUGUUGCUUCAAUUUAACGUCUGA
Molecule: messenger RNA, 462 nt
Organism: Debaryomyces hansenii CBS767
Lineage: Eukaryota; Fungi; Ascomycota; Pichiomycetes; Serinales; Debaryomycetaceae
Product: DEHA2E07744p
Exons: 1
Coding region: 1-462 (153 amino acids)
Biological process (GO): protein phosphorylation
Molecular function (GO): protein kinase activity; ATP binding
Source: RefSeq, a predicted model, not a curated record